Messenger RNA from Branchiostoma belcheri (Belcher's lancelet), 1930 nucleotides. RefSeq names its product WD repeat-containing protein 92-like. Gene Ontology annotation, molecular function: ubiquitin binding. The transcript has 8 exons. NCBI's taxonomy places the organism in Eukaryota, Metazoa, Chordata, Leptocardii, Amphioxiformes, Branchiostomatidae. The record is from RefSeq and is a predicted model, not a curated record. The coding region runs from base 172 to 1239 and encodes 355 amino acids.
CUAAUUAUUAUCACGCUUUGGUCUGUACCAUCUUGAAAUGUAGUCGUCCAAGUUACAAAUGGCGGUUCACACGAACUAGAAGGUUCUUCACAAAAACAACGACGUUCUGACACAUACAGCGUAUUCCUGCACGUGGUUUAAGUUUGAUUGUGAAGCUCAUAACCUAUAAACAUGGUAGAUAAGCCUCAGAUCAUUGCGCACGUGGAGAAGUCUCUAAACUUCACGUUGUUUGACUGCAAGUGGAUUCCUUGUAGUGCUAAGUUCGUUGUGCUGGGCAACCAUGCCCGAGGUACAGGUGCCUUGCAGAUCUAUGAAGUGUCCAAAGGAGAGGUCAAACUGCUGAAAGAGCGUGAAAAGGCCAAAGCUUUCAAGUGCGGCACCUUCGGAGCAGCAAGCCUUCAGCAAAGGAACCUUGCAACUGGAGACUUUGAUGGGAAACUGUCAAUUUGGGACUUGGAAAAUGUGGACACUCCAGUAUAUCAUGCCCCAGCCCACAAGGAGAUCAUCAACUGUAUUGAUGGAGUGGGAGGCCUGGGGAUUGGGGAGGGAGCUCCUGAGAUUGUCACUGGCAGCAGAGAUGGUAGUGUGAAGGUAUGGGACCCUCGACAGAAGGAUGUGCCUGUAGCAACAAUGGAACCCUCUGAGGCAGAGGCAAGGAGAGACUGCUGGACUGUAGCCUUUGGGAAUGCAUACUCCCCAACAGAGAGAUGUGUAUGUGCUGGUUAUGACAAUGGAGACAUUAAGCUGUUUGAUCUAAGGAACAUGGCCUUACGAUGGGAGACAAAUGUCAAGAAUGGGGUGUGCAGUGUGGAGUUUGACAGGAAGGACAUCAACAUGAACAAGAUGGUGGCAACCACUUUGGAAUCCAAAUUCCAUGUGUUUGACAUGCGUACUCAGCACCCCACAAAAGGAUUUGCCUCUCUUUCAGAAAAGGCUCACAAGUCUACUGUGUGGCUAACCAAGCAUCUUCCCCAGAACAGAGAUGUGUUCAUGACUUGUGGAGGGAGUGGUACUCUUAACCUGUGGCAGUAUUCAUACCCAGACAAGAGGGUGAAAGCAGAUGACAAGGGCGUGGAGAUGGGCGUGGCAGGGACUGUGUCACUUCUACAGAAUGUCACGUUAUCCACACAGCCAAUAGCAGGGUUUGACUGGAGCCCUGACAAAGCUGGUCUGUGUGUGUGCACUGCAUUUGAUCAGUGUUUGAGGGUGCUUAUUGUCACUAAACUCAACAGACUGUAAACUUUUCAUAUGAUGUUUUGGCAGAUCUUUUGAAUGGAGAAAAACACAGCAGUAUAUUUGCAUUGUCAGUUUAUUACAGAGAUUAUCUAAUUUUACUAUAGCUCUUAGUCUUGAAGUAGCUGGCCAUUGUUGGUUGAAGAGAAUGAUGACUUUAAUGCUUGGUCACCUUUGUUUAAUGCAAUGUUUGUAACUUUGUACUACACAAGUCGUAUCAUAGGUAAUGUGAUAGGCUAUCAUCUAUCAUGGUAGAGAGAACCUACAUGUGCCUGGUUCUGUAAGAUGUGUUACACUUGCAAAAAGCACACUGCAUAUUAAGAAUUAGCAACAGACCUUUUGAUCCCAUUGCAUUAUGGUAGAUGUGCACUAUGGUUAGCAAAGGGGGACACACCUCCCAGAAUGCAAUGGGAUCUGUGGUAUAAGACUAUAGUAAAGCACAACAGCUGCUCAACACAUUGUACAGUAGACUUCAAUUAUGUAGCAUUUGUGAUUGGGUGAAAAUAACAAACAAUUUCAUGAAAUAGUGAAAUAUCACAAGAUUUAGCAUGUGUCUAACAUAAAUCAUCUUGGUCUGUUGAUAUAUUUCAAAAUAGUUCUUCAAUAUCUGUUCUAAAUAUUUGUACAGAUGCAACAAGACUUUUCUGGUAAUUUGGUGAUUUAGUCUCUAUUCCAUUAAUACAAGCUGAAUUUACCA